Messenger RNA from Tremella mesenterica DSM 1558, 1011 nucleotides. RefSeq lists its product as uncharacterized. The coding region runs from base 1 to 1011 and encodes 336 amino acids. Lineage: Eukaryota; Fungi; Basidiomycota; Tremellomycetes; Tremellales; Tremellaceae. The transcript is spliced from 8 exons. The record is from RefSeq and is a predicted model, not a curated record.
AUGACUGCCCUUCUGGCUUUGAUUUUCCUCACAACGGGAAUCAUUUCGACAUUGGCCCAUCCAGCUUCGUCACUCGAGAAAAGAGAUGAUAUUUCCGUUUAUUUCUCCCCAAUGUUCGCUUCCGGAAUGUGUUUAACUUGGGAUCCAUUCAUCCAUUUAACACCAUGUGCCGCUAAGGAUACUCAGCAAUGGAGUUAUAAUCCAUUGGUGGGCCAAGAAUCAACAUUGUAUAUUCAAAAUAAGACAUGUGGUAUAGGAGCUUGCAAUCAUGAAUAUUGUCUUAGUUGUGAAAUUGACACUUUGACAGCUUCUGGGAACGAUAACACAUUUCUAUGGUACUGGACACGAGACAGUCGACUUCAAUGGGCUGACACUCCCGCUUAUUGUCUCAGUGUCGUAGGUAAUACUCAAGCUUUGACCAUGAAUAAUUGUACCGAUGCUACAGCGUGGGCAUUUGGUGUUACCUCAACCUUUUCUUCAUUGGCUACAGGUAAACCAAAAUAUAACGUAUUUGCGAAUACCAACAAAGGUACAAGGGUUCACGGAUUAGGAAGAGCAGAUUUAUGUUUGACAGCAUCUGCUCUUCCUGGUGAUUUCUUAUCGAAUUCACCUAUGGUCCUUGCUCCAUGCGUUUCCGAUAAUUCCCUCAUGGCUAAAUACGCUCUUUUCAACCUUACUCUUCCAUCUGAUUAUCCAACUUCCACUUAUACUGGCCCACUCACAUUUUCAAUACCUGAUAAAGCCGGAGCGACGUAUUGUGUGGAUGUGGGUAAUAAUCCUGUUAUGGGUACCCAAUUAAUGACAUCUUGGCAAUGUUCAGGAGGACCUUCACAGACUUUUGUUUUGGAUGAAAAAUCUCUCAAGAUGUCUGGUACCGAUUGGUGUGCUCAAGUUAUCGGUUCAGGUCAACUCCCAGGCGACGAAAAAGAUUUCAAUCCGAUGUACAACGUAGUGUUGAAUCAAUGUGAUCCGUCCAACCCGGCCCAAAACUUUUGGAUCAAGGCACAUUGA